AUGACGGUGGCGGGGCCGAUGGCGUUGAGGCGGGCGGCGGCGCCGGCGCGGGGCUGCGGCGUUCUCACCCGCGGCAUCAUCACCCGAGCCGCGCCGCGGCGUCACCGCGGGCCGCUGCCGCGCACGCCCUGGACCACCCGCGGGCCGCCGCCGGACGUGCUGGCCCAGAUGGUGGAGCAGCGGCCGGUGCGGGAGCAAGUGGAGCUGGACACCAUCACGUACGCCGGGCGGCAGCACUAUGUGCCUGGCCUGGCCCGGCCGCGCUUCCCGCCCUGGGAUCGCGGCUGGUAUGACCCCUGGCACUCUCCGGGGCCGCGCUACGAGGACAUGCCGCUCUACAAGGAGCGCGGCUGCUUCGUCUGCCACCAGCGCGUCCGCAUGCUGGAAGGAGUUCGGCAAGCACUGUGGCUCACCAAGACGAAGCUGGUGGCAGGCUUGCCUCCAUCAGUGCUCAGCAUCAUGGACAACCCAGCUCACCAGAUGGAGAACCACGAGGAGAGGGUGAAGCAUGCCAUCUCCCACGCACGGUUCUGGAACACGAGCGAAGUUGCUCCUAGGAGAGAGUAUUAUUGCCCAGUCCUGUUUGAAGACUUGUUACACUUGUGUCGGUUAAUGGCCAUGAAGUAUCCUGCUCUGGCUAAAAGGAUGUUGGCUAGGAAAUACAUGAUAGCAGCUACAUGGGAAAGAGAAUCCAUUCUCCUUCAGGUCCGUGGCCUGAAUGGAAUGCUUCUGAACUCUAUGGCCCCAAUACCACCAGUAGCCUCCAAGGAGGAGAUGCUGGCCACUGAAGAACAUGUUCUGGAGACCUUCUAUCCCAUUGCUCCUACCAUUGAUCUUCAGGAAGUGAAUGUGUACAAAGAGCUCAACGACACAGGUUUCAGAGAUGGUUACCCAUAUUCUCAUCCUCACACUCUGUUCUUCCUGGAGUCGGCCAACGUUCGCACCAACAGGUUCAGAGCGGAACAGCUUCGAGCUAAGAUGCUGAUGUUUGCUUUUGGCAACGCGCUGGCAAAGGCCAAGGUGCUCUAUGGGAAUGAUCCCAAGGUUUUGGAGCAGCCUGUAGUGGUGCAGAGCGUUGGCACAGACGGGCAGCAGUUCCAGUUCAUGGUGUUCCAGUUAAACACAACAGACCUCGUCUCUAACGAUGGCAUCAAAAAUCUAGUCUGGAUUGACUCUGAUCAGAACAUGUAUGAAAAAGCCCAGUGUGUCCCAGAAGUCAAGAAGAGAGUUGUUACGAAGCCCGCUGGAAUCUAUGGCUUUCAGCCAGACACCUUCAAGAAGUUUCUGGCACUGUAUCUGCAUGGAACUGUGUGAAAUUCAGCUCCACUGAAAACGCUUCAACUGUACCUGCUGCUCCUCUUGGCCAGAGCCAUCACACAGUUAAAGGAAGGUGGAUUCAUUGACUUAA
This is a messenger RNA of Indicator indicator, 1408 nucleotides long. It is a transcript of the gene MRPL37, whose product is annotated as mitochondrial ribosomal protein L37. The transcript is spliced from 7 exons. The record is from RefSeq and is a predicted model, not a curated record. Gene Ontology annotation, molecular function: structural constituent of ribosome. Bases 1 to 1314 code for a protein of 437 amino acids. Gene Ontology annotation, cellular component: ribosome; mitochondrion. Gene Ontology annotation, biological process: translation. Lineage: Eukaryota; Metazoa; Chordata; Aves; Piciformes; Indicatoridae.